Messenger RNA from Volvox carteri f. nagariensis, 579 nucleotides. RefSeq lists its product as uncharacterized. NCBI's taxonomy places the organism in Eukaryota, Viridiplantae, Chlorophyta, Chlorophyceae, Chlamydomonadales, Volvocaceae. The coding region runs from base 1 to 579 and encodes 192 amino acids. The transcript has 6 exons. The record is from RefSeq and is a predicted model, not a curated record.
AUGGCUCGAAGCCUGGAAGAAUGCAGACGGGGACAUCAACGCGCCGAGGCCAACUCCACGGCACAAGGUGCCACGGCCAAACAUGUCUGUGGUAAGGUUAACACAGAAGAGCAGUUGCGUGUCACAUCUGCCAUGUGUCUGUCACAGUUCACACAGAAGGACAACACCUGCCCACCAAGAGCUCCCCCAAGAAGCAUCUCCGGCUGGAGACCUCCCCUCCUGGCUGUCACGUCGCCUGCCGCUGCAGCGCCCAGGGAGUUGAGUCCCAAGCGGGCUGCCAUAAGGCCCACAUCGGCCGCCCCCGGCGGCGGCAGCCGCUGGCCUCCGUUGAUCACUGGCUCACUGGACACGCGCCUGAACCGCGCUGAGAUGUUGCUGCAGCUGCAGUAUGGCCGCCUCGGCGGUAGUCGCGCCGCCAACCUCCGGGCGGCCUUCCCGCCUCCACGCGAUAAUGAUCCUCAAGGCGAUAACCAUGAGGUAAUUCUCCACGACUACCUCGUGGAGAGGUUUGCGCUGGCUCAUGGGACAGUUGUGUCGCUGCGCCAAGUCCUGCCGGCGACAAGCCUUGUCCUGUCAUAG